UACUUAGACACUUUGUGGAUCGUGGCAGCCGGUUGUUUACGACUAACAUUCAACAGUAUAAUUUCAUCCCGUCAAUUACUUUACAUAUUCUCAAUCAUUAUCUUUCUAAUUUUUUUAAUACUGUGAACGAUCAACAAUCUACAAAAUGUCGGCAAGUGCAGGGACACCAACCAGUGCGCCAAAAGCCAUGUCUUCGAGGCUUCUGACCAUGAAAUUUAUGCAGCGUGCUGCUGCUGCAUCUCCGACAAACGCAUCGCCUUCUUCAUUAGAUGAGCCAUCGCCAAAACGACAAAAGACAGCACAAAAUACUCCUACAAAGAUCAAUGUCGAUACUUUGGCAGACAAUCGGGCGAUUCAAGCAGCAAUAGAGGAAGAGGAAGCCAAGAAGCAAGCCGCAUUAGAUCGAGCAGCCGCAGAAGCAGGAGAUACACGAUGGGUUCUGAGUUUCGAGGGAAGAAAGAACCUUAGUACCCCAACGAAUAUAUUGCGAGUUGUACAAACUAGUUUCGCAAAUUUAGAUCUUCCUUCUCCAACAAAGGUGCAGCAUACUGAUGAUGGCGAUAACAUUUUUGGAGAUGAGAAACCGUUCAUGGUUGGUCGAAGAAGUUUUGGAAAGUUCAAUAAAGUUUUAGAGGUAUGUGGUGUCUUCCGAUUACUGCUGCUUAUCAUAUACUAAUAGUUAUUGAAUAGAAACAACAGAAUCCAGAUAUAGAAUUUUCAUCAUCAGAGGAGGAAAGUGAUAACCAAGAAUCCGCAGAUGAAGAUACUGAGGAUGAUCCAACAGGCGCAAAAGAAUUGAUAAAGGCCUCAAAACAGGAAGCGAUAAAACGGGCUAAAGGGGAACGAAAAGCCAAGAAGAAGGCAGAAAAGGCGGAGCUGUUGGAGCUAUCUAAAAAGAGAAAGAAGAAGCAUGUCUCAUUAAAUGGUCUGACAUCAUUAUCUGGCUCUGGGGGGGGCACAUUUGGCUCGGGAGGUGCGAAUAAAUCAGACAUAAAAUGUUAUACGUGUGGAGGAAAUCAUAUCGCAAGGGAUUGUCCAAGGGCGAAGAGGAAACAUCAAGGAGAUGGUGGGCCACCAAGGAAAUCUCAAAGAACGAGAUGAAGGUGGGGAUUGGCAAUGAUAACACAUUUUGCAAGAGGUUGUAAAUACUGGAGAGAUCGAACUGUUGCACGGGGUUUAUGCCAAUCAGUCCAGGAAGAUUCUCAAGGAUUAGGCACGACUGUUUACAAUCACAUAUCUUUGGAUAAAAAGCUCUCUGAUGGCUUUCAUCACUUGGGAGUAUAGCAGCGAGGUGCAAAGGCGAAUUUCACGAUCAAUUCUCUUCGGAGAAAUCUCAAUCGUCGCUAGGCACAGAUAAAAGUCAACAUCAUGAAGUC
Sclerotinia trifoliorum is the source of this 1376-nucleotide messenger RNA. The record is from the annotation of a GenBank genome assembly. Lineage: Eukaryota; Fungi; Ascomycota; Leotiomycetes; Helotiales; Sclerotiniaceae.